GUUUAAUCUGUGACGAUUAUGUACUCCCGUUUUGGCGGAGAAAGUGAUAAAAGCUUUUCCAAUUGCUAAAACAAACACAAGAUUAAAUCACCGAUGUGUGGGCGCGAGCAUGACACUUGGAUUAUCCAAACCCACGAAAAAUUCGCAGCUGACGAUUAACCAGACUCGAAUGGCAGCCUUUUUGAUUCAUACUGGAGAGGCCGACGCUCGACACUACCAAUCCUAAAGCUAAAAAUUAAGUUUCAAACGAAAAUUCCAAUGUUCACGGCGGCGAUGGGAUCAGUCCAGGGCCUCUCCAUCCUCUCUCAGCUCUUUACGACUGAUGCUCUCCCUAGUAACCAUUCUUCGCUCUUUUCUAUCACAAUAAACUCGAAAUUCCACCGCAAAUCUCCCAUCAGACGGCGUUUGUUCUAUGUGGCUGCCACCACCGAAGUCUCCGGUUCGGAGGAAGCUGUCGGCGAUCUGAAAGACUCUUCAUCUGUUUCAUCUUUGUCUUAUUCCACUGAACAAACUCGGAGGUCUGAUGAUUGGAAGGCAGCGAGGGCACAUAAUGAAAGUGGAUUUGUCUAUGAGGGCAGGGUUGAAGGUUUUAAUGGUGGAGGUUUGCUGGUUCGUUUUAAUUCUAUUGUGGGUUUUCUUCCCUUCCCACAGCUAAGCCCCUAUCAUUCAUGUAAAGAACCACAGAAAAGCAUCCAGGAGAUUGCGAGAAGUCUAAUUGGUUCAUUUAUUUCUGUCAAGGUAAUCCAAGCAGAUGAGGAGAAUAAGAAGUUGAUAUUCUCUGAAAAGGAAGCCAUGUGGUCAAAGUUCUCAGAACAAAUUAAUGUAGGGGAUAUUUUUGUAGCAAGGGUGGGUUCUGUUGAGGAUUAUGGUGCUUUUGUUCACUUAUGCUUCCCUGAUGGUUAUUAUUAUCUCACUGGACUUGUACAUGUUUCUGAGGUUUCAUGGGAUUUAAUUCAAGAUGUUACAGACAUUUUAAGUGUGGGUGAUAAAGUAAGGGUCAAAAUUAUUAAAAUAGACAGAGAAAAGUCGAGGAUUGCAUUGUCAAUCAAGCAAUUGGAGGAAGAUCCUCUUCUAGAAACCUUGGACAAAGUGAUUCCUCAGAAUGGCAGAGGUGAUUCUAAAUCUUUGAGUAUGGGCAAUAGUUAUGAAAUUGAGCCUCUUCCAGGGCUUCAAGCUAUAUUUGAGGAGCUACUUCGUGAAGAUGGUAUAAAUGAUGUAAGAAUUAGUCAGCAAGGAUUCGAAAAGCGGGUGGUUUCCCAAGACCUGCAGUUGUGGCUUUCAAAUGCACCAGCCACUGACAAACAGUUUACUCUUCUUGCCCGUGCUGGACGUCAGGUCCAGGAAGUGCAACUGACGACGUCACUUGAUCAGGAAGGUGUCAAAAAGGCAUUGCAGCGGGUGCUGGAGCGUGUUCCCUGACUUCAAUUGAAAUGCCCUUUUGUUGUGCAUAUAUUGCGACUUUGUUGUGAGGCCCGCGACAGAUUCUCCUUUUAUUCUUGGGCAGCUUCUGUAAAAGUGGUUGUCAACUCCAAGCAUGUCACUGUUCUGUAUAUUGCAUCCACAGGUCUAUUUUUACAAGGCAAGUUUUUUUUCCAAAUUUUUAAUGCCCUUGAAAUAUUAUUUUAUUGUCCUAAUGCUAUGCACCCUAUGAAGCUGUGACUGAGUGGCCAUCCUUGUUUCACCUGAACAAUGUGCUAGCAUUUAGCUGUAAACUUGGCUCCCAAGUAAAUAAUAUUUGUAGUCAAAAUAUUAGCGAAUAUUAUUUGUAAGCUCUACACGUAUACCUUUCUUUGGAUGAAUUUGUGUUUAUAUUUAUGUUGUUACCAAAUUAUUUGUAAA
Molecule: messenger RNA, 1839 nt
Organism: Malania oleifera
Lineage: Eukaryota; Viridiplantae; Streptophyta; Magnoliopsida; Santalales; Ximeniaceae
Exons: 10
Coding region: 259-1419 (386 amino acids)
Molecular function (GO): nucleic acid binding
Source: RefSeq, a predicted model, not a curated record